AUGGUUCAUCGAUGCAUUCAACCACCGUCACCUCCACUUCACAGACAAUCACAGUAUCUCGAUUUCAUGCAGCGACCACAAAAUGGACCACUCCCACGGCGACGCUCAUCUGGAACGGGACAACCUCUUUACCAGUUUCAACGCCCAUUCUUUUUACCAUUGCCAAGGAUUACAUGGUGCCAUAUAACAAGAUCGGGCCCCUGGCAAUCCCAGGGUACGGUGGCAGCGGGCUCUGCCAGGACUGCAACGUUCGCCGAGAUGGAAGUCGGUCACAAGUCGUAA
Cladophialophora carrionii CBS 160.54 is the source of this 282-nucleotide messenger RNA. RefSeq lists its product as uncharacterized. The transcript has a single exon. The record is from RefSeq and is a predicted model, not a curated record. Bases 1 to 282 code for a protein of 93 amino acids. NCBI's taxonomy places the organism in Eukaryota, Fungi, Ascomycota, Eurotiomycetes, Chaetothyriales, Herpotrichiellaceae.